This is a messenger RNA of Papilio polytes (common Mormon), 5517 nucleotides long. RefSeq names its product protein pellino (gene Pli). NCBI's taxonomy places the organism in Eukaryota, Metazoa, Arthropoda, Insecta, Lepidoptera, Papilionidae. The transcript is spliced from 10 exons. Gene Ontology annotation, molecular function: protein binding; ubiquitin protein ligase activity. The coding region runs from base 374 to 1672 and encodes 432 amino acids. The record is from RefSeq and is a predicted model, not a curated record. Gene Ontology annotation, biological process: protein polyubiquitination; regulation of Toll signaling pathway.
AGCAAAACUCAAUGUAAAAACACGAUUACAUUUUAGUUUGUGUUUAUGAUUGUGUGUGCUAUUUGUUACACCUUGAGCGGUAUAUCUUUAAAACUAUCAAAAUAGUUUAAAAAUAGUGCUUUUUCUGCAUACGUGAUUGGAAUAACCUUACCAGGAUCGUAAUAAUACAUGUUUCUGAAAGUGAAGUGUAAAUCCUCUGGGGAUUGUGGAAUAAUGAAAAGCAGUGCAUUUAUCGCUUUGUAGCGAUGUGUGAAUUCAGUAAUUUGAAUUGAUAGUGAUUUAAUGUAAUUCAUGGUGUUUCAGAAAAUAUCAGUGUUAUUUGCAAAGCAUAGUUCGAAUCAUAGGGUCCAUAAAGGAGCAGACGGAUUCUAUCAUGGUCGUAAAACGUGCUGCGGACAGUGCGGACUCACCUAUUCUGGAGGAGGCCGGUGAGAGCGGCUCCGAACAGAAACCAAAGCCACUCGUCAAAUAUGGAGAACUUGUUAUACUUGGGUACAACGGUUACUUGCCGGCGGGCGAGCGUGGUCGACGGCGUAGCAAGUUUGUGCUGUACCGACGGCCGGCUGCUAACGGUGUGCGACGCUCCAAGCACUAUGUGGUAAAGACGCCGCACAGCAGUAAGGCCAUCCUCGACGCCAGCCAGCACUCCAUCUCGUAUACGCUUAGCCGUAGCCAAGCUGUCAUCGUCGAGUACACAGAAGACCCCGACACUGAUAUGUUUCAAAUCGGCAGAUCAUCGGAGUCCCCAAUCGACUUUGUGGUGAUGGAUACGGUGGCGGGCGACAAGAGUGGCGACACCAAGGUGCUGCAGAGCACCAUAUCGCGCUUCGCUUGCCGCAUCCUCGCUGAUCGAAACGACGUCAACAAUUGCCGUAUCUACGCAGCCGGAUUCGACUCAUCCAGGAAUAUAUUUCUUGGCGAAAAAGCGACAAAAUGGACGGAGAAUCAUGAGAUAGAUGGUCUGACGACGAACGGGGUGUUGAUAAUGCAUCCACGCGGUGAUUUUUGCGGCGGCAGUGCUACCUGCGGCCCAUGGCGUGAGACCUCAGUUGGCGGCGCCGUCUUCUCGCUCAGGGAGAGCCGCUCCGCACAGCAAAAGGGAGUACCGUGUCAAGCGGAGACAAAUGUACUAAGAGAUGGCACCAUGAUAGACUUGUGCGGCGCCACGCUGCUAUGGAGGAGCGCGGAAGGUCUCAAAAAUUCACCUACGAAGCGCACGCUGGAGGCGCUGGUGGACGAGCUGAACGCGGGCCGGCCGCAGUGCCCCGUCGGCCUCAACACGCUCGUCAUCCCGCGCAAGCUGUCCGCCGCGCACCAGGACCUCAACCAGCCCUACGUCUAUCUGCACUGCGGACACGUGCAAGGCGAGCACUCGUGGGGCGCGGAGGGCAGCGAGGCGGGCGUGCGGCGCUGCCCGAUGUGCCUGACGGCGGGCCCCGUGGUGCGCGUCUGCAUGGGCAUCGAGCCCGCCUUCUACGUCGACUCCGGCCCGCCCACAUACGCCUUCAACCCCUGCGGACACAUGGCCUCCGAGAGGACCGUCAAGUACUGGGCGAGUGUGGACAUCCCGCACGGCACUAACGGCUUCCACGCGAUCUGUCCCUUCUGCGCCGCGCCGCUGCAGGGCUCGCCCGGCUACGUGCGCCUCAUCUUCCAGGACAACCUCGACUGAAUCUCACCUCACAACACACAUCCGCGUAUAGAAUUAUACGUAGGAAAGUGCAUCGAUAACGAAAGAACAAAGAGACAUCACUAAUGCCUCAACUCGGCUAUACUUAUUGCUUCAAGAGUGGGAACAACGUGAGUGCAUUGACAAAAAAGUUUUUACUAAAGUUUGAUUGUCAAAGCACUCCUAGAUAAUCAUGUCAUCUCUUUCAUUUACUUUGAAAAACAGAGACAAAACAUGCAACAAAUAUCAGCGAAUUGUUUGUUUACUGGGAAUUUAGGACUUCGUUAUAGUACAGCUAGCUAGAGCAUUCGGUUUGGCACUUCGUUAACAAGAGUACUCUUCUGUGUGACGUGCCAACUCAAGUGCGUGUACUGUUUUUCAAUUUUAUUUUAAUAACAGAAUAAUACAACUUAGAAUGUAAUGCUGAAAUAGCUAUUCAUUCUUUCAAAUUUAAUGUUAAAAAUUCCCAGUAUUAAUAACUAUAAAAUGUUAAUUUUUAUUCAUGUAUUCGCUGAAAUUGGAAAAAAACCUAAACUAGAAAUUGACAAUUUGACACAUUCAGUGCAACAAACUUUUUCACAAUACAAAAUGUAGCAUUGAACGUGUUAAAACAAUAAUCGACUUACCGAUUACUAAAUCAGUUAAAAAACAUACCAAAUUGAGAAUCGUGUAUAUUUGUGUUAUCGAUGUAAAAACGUACAACACUAUUCUUUACGAGCAACUUUGGUUAACUACAACGUUUCUUUGAUCCAAAAUUAGUAAUGUUGAUAAUUUAGUUAACAAUUAUCGAUGCUACUUAGACUAUCGUAAGCCACUAUUAUUCGAUUUACACCUUCUAUUGAUUUUUUAAACUUAACUUGAUCGAUAAUUUUUGUAUACAUUUAAAAGUAACAUUGUAAAGAAUUUGGCGAUCUAUUAUUUAUCUUUGAUGCAUCGUAUUUAAUUGUAUAAAUAUUUUGUCUUGAGAAUUAUGCGAUUCUCUAAUUUACCUAGAAGCCAUCAAAAUGCGCUCUAACAAUUAAAUUCCCACAUAGAGUCGAAUAUCGUCUAACAAAGUUUUAUUUUCUGGCGUUCUUAGAAUAAACUAUUGAAAUUUAUUUAUUCUGGUUGAAAUGUAUAACGAAGACAAACUGUUUCAAUCUUUUUUUUAAUAUAUUUUUAUAUAAAGUUAAAAUAUUAUGAUUAUAAAAUGUUACAAAGCGCUAGUGUUGUGCAAACUAUCGACAGAAAUUAUCGACGGAAAAUAAAUGAUUUUAUGAGAUGCAAAUAUUUAUAAUAUUGAUACUUUCACUAAUGUUAGUGUCUAAAUAUGAAGAGAUUUAAGAUGAAGUGUUUUCCGAUGACGAUCUAUUUAUUUGUUAAUGACAUGUAAAAUAAAAAUAUCGGAUGGAUUUUAACAUAUAAGUGAACAAUAAUCAAUGCUUUGUAUAUUGCGAUACUUUUUAAUGUUUCGUUGACGAGUGAAUGAUUUAAAAAAUACAAAUUUAUAGAUAUGGUUUUCGAUAGGGAAAACAGUAGAUACAUAAACUUUGUAAACUUGGGCUGGUAAAUCUGAUUUUUCAAUAAUAUUUUGAUUUGAAAUUGAAUUAAAAUAAACAGGAACUGAGUUUAGGUGAACAAUAUCCAGAAACCCUCUAAAUUACAAUAAAUUCAAUAUUAAAAACAACAAAACAGAAAUAUAACAUCAGUGUGCUUGAGAAUAUAAAAUGUGGUAAAUAUAUUUAACGUAUGAAUGCUUUUUUCGUUUACGUGAUAUUUUCGUUGUGAUAUGCAGCUUUUUCGGGAAAAUGGAUAUCGUGAAUGUAAGGGCAUGUUUCCAACUAAGUUUGUCAGCCCAUAUAGCGUGCGUUCGCACUGAAACCAUCUAUAAAAACAUUGUUGAUUUUCAUAAUCCUUGACACAGAUAAUGUUUUUUGUAAUGUUUCGGCAGUGGAAACUCACGGUUAAGAUCCGUUCACACAAACCGGAGCAUAGAAAUAUAACGCAAAUAAAAUUGCGCUUCAUACGACUGAAAUAAGGUUUAAUUUUAGUUUACACGUCUUUAUUACGCUUGCUUUUGAUAAUAAAAAAUGACGUAUAAACGUGCAAAAUACAAUUCAAACCAUUUCUCAAUUUUAUUUGCGAUAAAAAUGCCCUGCUCUCAGUCUUAUGUGAACGAACCCUUAGUCUAUUUAACGACUAAGUUGAAGUUGAUUUCUAUAUGUUGAAUUAAGUUAAUAUGUUUAAUUAAGGUGUUUAUUCCUAAGAAUACAAAAGAUUUUAAUUAUACCGAUUGUAAUGUACACAUAUUUACCUUGUGUAUAUAUUUUCGAGUGUGUAAGCGUAUAUUAUAAAAUUCAAGCUGUCAGCUCUCUGCAACCGCACCCGAACGACAGUCGCGUUCAUUUAAGUAUCGAGAAUGUGUGGAAAAUGUAAAUAGUGUUCAUUUCCAGUUCUUGUUAGUUAAUUUAUGAUUGUUUGCGUGGCUUAUAUAGCCUUAGCUGUAGCACAAGCCAACUAGAAUAUGUGUUUCAAUAUUGUUGGCUUAAUAAAUAUAUUGCGAUUUUUUUUGUGUAUCUGUUUAUUCAUAUAUUUAUGAACUGAAAAACACUGGCAGUAUAUAAAUGCCUUGUUUAAAAAAGAUAUAUUCAAAUUUCGAACGCGGGAAAAUGCCCGCUAUGAUUGGUCAAAGAUUAUGGCGGUUAGAAAUGACUAUGGCGACAAAAUAAUUUACUGGCGGGAAAUAUAAAUGAAAGAUGUAAUUACAUAGAUAGAACAUUUUAUACAUUAUAUAGUUCUAUAAAAUCAAGAUACUUAUAAUAAUGUAUGACGUCUAAUUAAAAGGAUUCUUUUAAAACGAUAAGGCGCCCAGAAAAUCAUUUUUUUGACAAAUCUGAAGCAGUUUUAAUGCUUUUUCAUAUCUAAUCUUUGACGAAUAAUUUGAUCAUACAAAUUAGAAAUAAAAUAGACAAUAAAAUUAUAAUAAUAUACCGGGUCUUUAAUAAUAAAAAAAGAAUAUGGUCUAGUAAAUGUAGUCUUAUUAAAGAUGACUGUAAUGUUCUGUUUAUGUAUUUAUUUCUUUGAUUUAAAAACAUAAAUGUUUUACUUUUUAAGCGACAAGUUAUUUGACUUUGUGGACAUGACACUAAAUUGCAUAGCUCACUAGCGCCAUCAGAGUGUCAAGAUCAAGACAAGAAAAACUUUUCUAAUAGAACAGAUAUUUUUGUCGGACUAUACCAAUAAUAAACGCACCUCGUACGAGGAAUUGUAUAAAUAAUGUAUGAUAGAGGUAGUGUUAGCUUAUGAUUGGUAAUGAAAGAAUAGUUUUUGUACAAUUCGAUACCACUAGUUAGUGAGACACGGAAGAGUUUUCUAUACGUCAUCCUUAUUGUAUCUGUUAUCCUAGUGAGGUUUAUAAAUUAUUUUACGAAUUUUUGUGAUACAAUAAUUAAAUAAGCUUAAAAUAUUCUAGUUGAAAAGCUUUUAAAUCGACAUUUGAGCUGACAUUUUCCGUAGCUGUUUAGUGAGACAGUAAUUUUGCGUUUUUAGUUAUCGCUUCAAUAUCAGUUUUGCGAUGAAUUGCAUUGAAUAAUGUGUUUUUAUAUAUUUAGCAUUAUUUUGGAUUAAGUGUAAAUGAAAUCUAAUGUAUGGAUGUUGACAUACUUUCAUACAAUGGGUUUUGUUUACUAUCGUGAUGUGUGAAAAGGAACGGCGUAGUCGUGGAUAUGACGGCUGCAAUACUAAAGAUGCGAAAUCACGCGUGUAAUAUGUUCUAACAUUAGUCUAAAUAAGAACUGAUUGCUAGCCUUAAUUUUAUUUAUAAUAAUUGCUAGGUUUAAUAAAACAGCUCUUUUGAGUUAGACAUUUAA